AUGAGUCUACUCGCAACCUGUCAAGUCACAACACCAUGUAUGCGGAAAUAUCUUGAUCUUCAGAUGAAUGGUCAUGAUGCACGUCUGCAGCUAGAUACCGCCUCUGAUAUUACUGUUAUAUCAGAGAAACUUUGGAAUAAUAUUGGCAGACCACCAAUCGCAAAUACUUCUCAGACUGCUGUCAGCGCCUGUGGUGGGCGCCUCAAACUAAUUGGUGAACUCAAAUGUUCUGUUUCCUUCCGCAAUAUCAAAUUCACAGGAAUUUGUUACGUCACCAAGAGUGAUUUAAAUCUUUUGGGACUUGAUUGGUUCGAUCGUUUACAUCUGGCUGAUGUCCCACUUAGUUCUGUAUGCAACGCAGUUAACAAGGAUGAAAAUUCAGCCAACUCCUUUUCUGAUUUAUGCAAACUAUUCGCACCUGUUUUUCAACCCGGAUUAGGUCACUGUACCUCGCUGCAAGCUACCUUUCGAGUAUUACCAGACGCAAAACCGGUUUUUCGCCCAAAGAGGCCAGUCCCAUAUGCAUCUGUACCAAAAGUUGACGAAGAAUUGGAGAGACUGCAACAACAAGGCGUAUUAACACCAGUCACGUACUCGGCAUGGGCAGCACCCAUCGUCGUUGUCAAGAAAGCGAAUGGGUCCCUACGUAUUUGUGCUGAUUUCUCUACUGGGUUGAAUGCUGCAUUAGAACAGCACCACUAUCCUUUACCUACGCCGGAUGAUUUAUUCACUGUUUUAAAUGGUGGAUCUUAUUUUGCAAAACUGGAUCUUGCUGACGCAUAUCUACAAGUUGAAGUAGCCCCAGAAUGCCGAGAACUCCUUACCAUUAAUACACAUCGCGGUUUGUUCCAAUACAACAGAUUACCUUUCGGAGUUAAAACUGCCCCAGCUAUUUUCCAACAACUGAUGGAUACUAUCUUGGCAGGUAUUCCGGGUGUUGCCGUCUAUCUUGAUGACAUCUUGGUGGUAGCGAAUUCUAUAAACGAACUUUACAGCAGGACAGAAGCUGUCUUGUCACGCAUGCAGGACAACGGUCUACGACUACGCUCAGAGAAGUGUCAGUUCUCCUUGAGAUCUGUCAAAUACCUUGGAUUUAUAUUUGAUGCAUCGGGUAGGCGUCCAGAUCCUGACAACAUACGUGCUAUAAAAGAGAUGCCCGCACCUACUGACGUGCCUUCCUUACGCUCUUUCUUGGGAUUAAUUAGCUAUUACUCGGCAUUUCUCCCUGCGCUGCAUAAUGUUCGACACCCCUCAAUCGACUACUCGAAAAGAAUGCAACCUGGAAAUGGUCCGAAGCUUGCAGAUCAGCUUUUGAAAAGUUGA
Molecule: messenger RNA, 1323 nt
Organism: Trichobilharzia regenti
Lineage: Eukaryota; Metazoa; Platyhelminthes; Trematoda; Strigeidida; Schistosomatidae
Source: the annotation of a GenBank genome assembly